Coturnix japonica (Japanese quail) is the source of this 1731-nucleotide messenger RNA. RefSeq names its product solute carrier family 22 member 31 (gene SLC22A31). Gene Ontology annotation, biological process: transmembrane transport. Gene Ontology annotation, cellular component: membrane. Gene Ontology annotation, molecular function: transmembrane transporter activity. Lineage: Eukaryota; Metazoa; Chordata; Aves; Galliformes; Phasianidae. The record is from RefSeq and is a predicted model, not a curated record.
AGCUCUACCGGUACCGCGGAACCGCCGCUCCGCCCAACGGCACCGGGCCGUGCACACGAGGGUGGCACUACGCGAUGCCCGCCGCAGGGCUGCGCUCCAAUCUGGUCACCGAGUGGGACCUGGUGUGUGCUGCACGAUGGAAGGUGCCCCUGGAGCAAACCACGCACCUGCUGGGCUGGGCGCUGGGCAGCGUCACUGCGGGCAUGGCCUGCGACAGGUUUGGCCGCCGCCCCACGUUCCUGCUGUCCCUGGGGCUGGCGGUGCCGCUGGGGCUCGGCGUGGCGUUGGCCAUUGACUUUGUCAUGGUGCUGGUGGCUCGGCUGCUCUUCGGGGCCGCGCUGGCCGGAGCUUUCCUGUCCCUCUACGUGGCACGGCUGGAGCUGUGUGACCCCCCGCACCGGCUGGAGGUGACGAUGAUCGCCGGCUUCUCCUGGCUGGCCGGGGAGCUGCUGCUGCCGGGGCUGGCGGUGCUGUGCCGGGACUGGCGGGUGCUGCAGGGCGCCGUGACGGCCGUGCUGGCGCUGCUGGCGGCGUGUUGGUGGUGCCCGUCGCUGCUGCUGGAAUCCCCUCGUUGGCUGUUGGCCACGCAGCAGCUGGACCGGGCCAGGAAGACGCUGCGGGCGCUGUCGGGGAGCGGGGCCGAGGAGCAGAGCGGCACCAUGGAGGAGCUGGAGGCGCUGGCGGAGCAGUGCCCGCAUCCCCGCUACCACAACGUGUGCGAGAUCUUCGGCACCAGGGUCAUCUGGAAGAACGCCGUCAUCCUCGGCUUCACCGCGUUCAUCGGCUCCGGUAUCCGGCACUGCUUCUCCCGCAAUCUGGCCCCUCACCUCCCUCGUUUCUUCCCCGCAUACUUCGCGUUGCGGGGUCCCGAGGCGGCCGCGUGUCUUUUCCUCUGUGUCACCGCGGAGCGCUGCGGGCGUCGCUCUGUGCUGCUGCUGUGCACGGUGCUGACCGGCACCGCCUCGCUCCUGCUGCUGGCGCUCACCCAGUACCUCCUGGAGCUCAUCGUGCUGAUGCUGUCCGUGCUGGGGGUCACCGCCUCGCACGCCGUCACCAUGCUCAGCAUCUUCUUCGCCAGCGAGGUGCUGCCCACCGUGGUCAGAGGCGCUGGGCUGGGUCUGGUGGUGGGGGCCAACCUGGUGGGCUCCGCGGCCGCCCCCAUCGCCGCCGUCGCCAGCAGCCGCGGGUUCUUCCUGCACCACCUGGUGUUCGCGUCGUUCGCCAUCCUGGCGGUGCUCAGCAUCAUGCUGCUGCCCGAGAGCCAGGGCCGCCGCCUGCCCCACUCCCUGCAGGACGGCGAGAGUCAACGCCGCCCCCCCCUCUUCCGCCGGCCCCCCCGCGAGGAUCACCUCCCCCUGCUGGCCCCCCGCGGGAUCCCCCACGACUAUUCCCGCAUCGUCCCCUCUGCCCAGAGGGCGCUGGGGUCGGGCCGCGGCCCUGCGGGUCCCACCGAGACGUAGCCACAGCCCCCGGGGGGGCUCCCAAUUCUACCGGGCCGAAGGGGGGGGGGAGGAUUGGGGCAGGCCCAGCGCUGGGUGCACGCAGACACCCCUUCCCCAGUGGAAAGGGGUCAGCGCUGGGCCCCCGCUGCUCCGAGCCCCCCAUCCCCGUGCCCACCCCUCCGCCCCCACAUCGCUGGGCCGGAUCCUGCCCCUGGAGGAGCGCUGCUGGGAGUCCUGGGGCGGGGGGUGAUGCCCCGAUGGGGCGGGGGGGGAGUGGGGGAGGAAUGCA